CUUCCCCCAACCAUGCUCAACCCUUCCGUUACGUUCUUUCAUCUGGGACGUGUCCCUUAUCGAAUUGCAUUUAAUUUGCAAAAAGCCGUGGUCGGUGCUCUCAAAUCAUGCACAACUGGGCCAGCACACACAAUCCUACUACUCGAGCAUACUCCGGUCUACACGAUCGGUGUUCGAUCCACCGACCCGGCCAAUGACUAUUCCCCCGAGGGGAUAGCCACCCUCGAAAAAUUGGGCGCAGAUUUUGUAAAAACCGAUCGUGGUGGACUGAUCACUUAUCAUGGUCCCGGACAACUUGUGGCCUAUCCAAUUAUGGAUCUACGCUGUCGUCGACUCCUUGGACACGGCUUGCGUUGGUAUGUGAAUGCACUCGAACAAGCCGGUGUGCAAGUUUGUGCCCGACUGGGUCUGAAAGCCAAAGCAGGCGGGACCGAGGAUAUUGGGGUUUGGCUUAGUCCGGUUCAGAAGGUGAUGGCUAUUGACGAACCGCUCGACUGGUUCCGGCGUGUCGUACCAUGCGGUCUAGUCGGACGCGAUGUGAUCUCGUUGAGUGCUGCCUGCCAACGUCCUGUCCCUGUGACCGAGGUGGUCCCGCUCAUGUGUGACGCGUUGUUGGACGCAUUUUUCGGUCCGCCUGAUCCGGUCCGUGCUGAUCCUCUACCAGUGUCCCAUUGCCGGAACUUGGCAACAGAGCACUGGUCUGUCCGCGAACGGACUUCAGCCAAAACGUGGACAGAGGUGACACAAGACGAGCUUAUCGAUGCGGUGUUGGUCGAUAUUCGUCAACGCAGCCAGAGCGCCAGUCAAUCUUAA
This is a messenger RNA of Echinostoma caproni, 813 nucleotides long. The record is from the annotation of a GenBank genome assembly. Lineage: Eukaryota; Metazoa; Platyhelminthes; Trematoda; Plagiorchiida; Echinostomatidae.